Messenger RNA from Vespula vulgaris, 2394 nucleotides. Its product is annotated as titin-like. The transcript is spliced from 3 exons. The annotation marks the transcript as partial. NCBI's taxonomy places the organism in Eukaryota, Metazoa, Arthropoda, Insecta, Hymenoptera, Vespidae. The record is from RefSeq and is a predicted model, not a curated record.
CGACCACAGAGAUUCGUAAGCAAGAAUAGACGAAAUUAUCUGGAGGAGAAGGAGAAAUUGUCGGAAUACAGAGACAAUGAAUCUACGACACAUAAUUUUGAUUACAAGGAUUCUAUUGCCCUUCCAUCCGAACAAUACGACGAUCAUAACGAAGAGGAUCAUAGCGAGGAGAAUGGUUAUUCGUUGGAGUCACACGUUCCCGAAGAAAACUCACACGAGAGCCAUUUUCUGGGACACGACUUAGAUGAAAACGUUCACAAGACGAUCACAAUCAUUAAAAAAAUCGCCGUACCGUAUCCUGUCGAGAAGAUUAUAAGAUAUCCUGUGGUAAAAAACAUACCAUAUCCGGUAAAAAUACCAGUAUCGCAACCCUAUGCAGUAGAGAAACAAAUCCCUUAUCCCGUAAAGAUUUAUGUAAAGGUUCCCGUGAAAAUUCCGAAACCGGUGCCCGUGAUAAGGGAGGUACCGUAUCCGGUGAAGGUACCGGUUGAUCGACCUGUCCCUGUUAAAGUUUAUAUACCAGAACCCUAUCCGGUAGAAAAGAAGAUUCAUUACGAAGUUAAAAUUCCAGUUCCGGAUCCCUUUCCAAUUGAACGGAAAAUACCAAUCCCUGUAAAGGUUCCGAUACACGUUCCACAACCUUAUCCAGUUGAAAAAAUCGUGCGUUAUCCCGUGAAAAUUGAAGUUGAAAAACCAAUACCGGUACCAAUACCAAAACCGUAUCCGGUUCCUGUUAAUAAACCAGUUCCAUAUCCAGUCGAGAAACCAGUUCCAGUUCCGGUGAAGGUCGAGGUUCAUAGACCUAUUCCAGUACCGGUUGAUAAACCAGUACCGGUAAAGGUCAAGGUGCCGGUGCCUGCGCCCUAUCCGGUCGAAAAGGAGGUGCCUUAUCCGGUGGAAAAGCCAGUAGCUGUGCCAGUGAAGGUACCGGUUGAGCGACCGAUCCCAGUUCAUGUGACUAAGCAUUUGCCUUAUUCCAUUCCUAAGCUCGUUCCCUAUCCCGUUAAAGUCGAGGUACCUGUAGCAGUACACGACGAGGACAACGAACAUCAAUUAGUCAGAUCUGAAUAUUAUAAUUCUCACGAAGAAGGAUAUUCAGAACAAAUUCUGAUCGCCUUCUUAUGUCUUGGAAUCGCCCUAACAUCUUCGGCUAGUCGAAAAGAAGAUCUCGAGAGGGCAGCAGAACUAGCGGUAGAGAAAGCUGCUGAAAGGGCGGCUGAAAGGGCAGUAGAGAAAGCAUUAGAAAGUGGGAACACGACUACGGAAUCGAAAACAGUUCGAGAAUCGUAUUCGAGCAUUAGAAAAGGUGGAAGUCGAGAGAGGGCUAGUAACGAAUAUUCGGGUAUUCGAUAUACCGAUUUAGGAGACGACGAAGAUACAGAAUCCGAUACAGAAACUGACACUGAUGACUGGACUUAUUCCAGAAGUAGCUGGGUCGGAAGACAGGAGCCUUGGAAAAGAAGCUUCGGAAACGAUUGGAUAGGCGAUCAUCAACAUGGAAAAGUCAAAACGAUCACGGUAGAAAAGAAGAUACCGGUACCAGUGACGGUAGAAAAGAAAAUUCCAUUUACAGUUUACAAGCACGUGCCCUACGAAGUGAAGGUUCCUGUACUUCAACCCUAUACCGUUGAGAAAAAGGUACCCUAUCCCGUGAAAGUGUUCGUGAAUAUGCCCGUAGAGGUACCGGAACCGUAUCACGUAGAGAAGCAGGUGCCUUACGAGGUGAAGGUCGAAAGACCCGUGCCGUACAAGGUCGAGGUGCCGGUACCACAACCAUAUACCGUCGAGAGAAAAAUACCGGUGGAGGUGAAGGUACCGGUGCCACAGCCGUAUACGGUAGACAAGACCGUGCCGUACGAAGUAAAAGUACCUGUAAAAGUACCAACACCUUAUGAGGUCGAAAAAAAGGUUGCUGUUCCAGUCAAGGUCACCGUAAAUCGACUCUACCCCGUUCCAGUACCCAGACCCUAUCCCGUCGAAGUUGAAAGACCUUACCCCGUUGAAAUAGCUAAACCUUAUCCCGUUAAAAUCAAAGUUCCGGUAAAUGCACCCUAUCCCGUACCAGUGGAGAGACCUGUACCAAUACCGAUCAAAGUACCACAACCUAAACCCUAUACCGUUGAAAAGCCUGUACCCGUGGAAGUAUCCAAACCAUAUCCAAUACCGAUUAAAGUCCCUGUGGAUAAGCCUUACAAGGUUUACGAUGAAGCACGCGUACCUGUACCUGUCCCAAAACCUUUCCCUUAUUGGGUCCAAGUACCGCGGCCAGUUAAAUUAGGUUGGCAAAGAAAUGGAUACCAUCCUGCAGAAGUUUUCGCGAGCAGGAACAAUUCAACGGAUAAUAAAAAAACGAACGAUGCUCCUGAUAAUUCGAAUAUAUCCAUGCAAAGUUGA